Molecule: messenger RNA, 488 nt
Organism: Lepisosteus oculatus (spotted gar)
Lineage: Eukaryota; Metazoa; Chordata; Actinopteri; Semionotiformes; Lepisosteidae
Gene: ndufs6
Product: NADH:ubiquinone oxidoreductase subunit S6
Biological process (GO): mitochondrial electron transport, NADH to ubiquinone
Source: RefSeq, a predicted model, not a curated record
AAUUGUGGGUACUGAGUCCAGGGAAAUAUGGCUGCUUCCAUACAGAAGCUGUUGUCCUUCACAAACAUAAAGAAUCCCAAGCUUAUUUUGGCACCCUUGAAAGUGUCCUGCGUCCCUUCUUAUCGAUAUGGUGCUCUUGUAUCAAGUACUGGGGAGAAAGUUACUCACACAGGACAGGUUUAUGAUGAGAAAGACUUAAGACGAGCCAGAUUUGUUGGAAGACAGAAAGAGGUUAAUGAGAACUUUGCCAUAAACCUGGUGGCUGAGGAGCCUGUUAAAGAAGUGGAGAGCAGAGUGGUCUCUUGUGAUGGGGGAGGAGGAGCUCUGGGACACCCCCGAGUCUACAUUAAUCUGGACAAAGAUACUAAAGUCGGGACAUGUGGCUAUUGUGGGCUCCAGUUCAAGCAGACACAUCAUCAUUGAAGCUCCUUUCUCGUUGUCUGUAACUACCUGAACUUUACAUGGAUAAUAAAUUAUUUCCCAAUGAC